CCACUACAUGCGAAACAAAACCGAGAAUAAAACGCUGCAGAGGCAAAAAGCAAGAAGAGGAACGAACAGAGGCAAAGAGGAAAAAGCAAAAAGAGGAACGAACGUCGGUUCUCUUCUCAAUUCAACACUUGUCCAAUUUCAUUGCGUUUGCGAUUAUUUUCUACUCAAAAACCACAACCAAUGCAUCGUAACUUAAUUAAUCAACAACUGUGAUCGCCAAACAUCGGAAAAUAACAAAACGCACGAGAAUUGCCAACGCUCCAAUUGAAAUUCACCAUCCCGCCCCUCCAAAGUUCAGCGUCGGAAGUUUAUAAAGUGUGCCCCAAAAAGUGCAAAUUUUCGGCGAAUUUCAACCCAUAAGCAAUACACAUCGUGCAUUACAACAACAAGCAUUAUCCAUCGGAAAAUCGGAGGAAAAUCACCAAAGACUUUCGAAUCCGACACUCCGUUCCACAAAACUUGACACCUAUUCGUCGUCGUGUCGGGGUAUUCCAAAAGGAGCUGGCAAGCAACUUAAUCGGAAUCUAAGAUCUGCUGAGAACCGGCGUUUUUACGUUGAGGAAUCCGUAGUCCAGAGAAGAAGCAAUCGCCAGCAAUGGUCAUGGAUGCGACCCAAUCGCAGCAGCCUUCGCCGCAGUCGGUGGGACGUGAGUUUGUCCGCCAGUACUACACGCUGCUGAACAAGGCACCCAACCACUUGCAUCGCUUCUACAACAACAACUCUUCGUACAUCCACGGAGAGUCGAAGCUUGUGGUGGGUCAGCGGGAGAUCCAUAACCGCAUCCAGCAGCUGAACUUCAAUGAUUGCCACGCGAAGAUCAGCCAGGUGGAUGCCCAGGCCACGCUUGGCAACGGUGUGGUUGUGCAGGUAACCGGCGAGCUGUCCAACGAUGGUCAGCCCAUGAGGCGUUUCACCCAGACGUUCGUUCUGGCCGCCCAAUCGCCGAAGAAGUACUACGUGCACAACGACAUCUUCCGCUACCAAGAUGUGUACAUCGAGGACGAGCAGGAUGGUGAGUCGCGUUCGGAGAACGAUGAGGAGCACGACGUUCAGGUGGUGGGCGGUAAUUCCGGCACCGUGGAUCAGGCAGUCCAAGUGGUUGGCGAUGUGGUCACCCAGCAGCCCCAGCAGCAGCAGGUGCCACCGCAGCCACAGGCCCAGGUGGUGGUGGCCCAGCAGCAGCAGCAGCAGGUGGCUCCUGGAACUGCAGGCGGUGCUGCUCCGCAGCAGAUCUUCUACCCAUUGCCAGCGGGAGCUGCUGCCGGACGUCCAGUGGCUGUUUUGCCUCCGGCACCCCAGGCCGCGGCGGUUCCUAUGCCGGCGCAGUUCAAUGUUCCACCGCCACAGCCCAUCCAGAAUGGAGCGGUGUCGCAUGAGGAGCUGCAGCAGCAGCAGCAGGUGCUGGUCCCGCCCAGCGUAUCGCCUCUGGUGCAGCCAAGCGGUACUCCGGUACUGCCCAUUGUACCAGUACCAAGUGCGGGCUUCCAGCAGUCGCCCCUGGUGGCACCACAACUCAUCCAGCAGCAACCUCCACAGCUGCCACCGCAGCAACCCAUCCAGCAACAGCAGCAGCAAUCACAGGCCGAGCCCGAAGAAGCCGAGGCCCCGCGCCAGAUGCAGAAGCCCCCGACUCCGGUUGAUGACUUCAAGACCAUUCAUGAGCAGCAGCAGCAGGAGAAGUACGAGGCCGCCAAGCAACAGCAGAACGAGCCAAAGACCUAUGCGAACCUGUUCAAGUCCACUUCCUCCUCGCCCAGCGGAUUCGUUAAUGCCGCUCUGCAGCAGCAGCAGCAACUCCAGCAACAGCAGCAGCAAACUAUCAGCAGCAACACCUACAACAACUCGUCUUCAAGUUCAGCGGGCGGAGGCAACGGCGCUCAGGUGAGCUACUCGACCACCGCCUCGUCCUAUAACAACAGCAAUGGCAACUCUCGGCUUGACAACGGCGGUCCGCUGCCGCAACGCAACAAUUCGAUCCGGAACAACAAGGGUGAAUUUGAGCAGCGUCGUCCGAGCAAUGCUCAACAGUUCGGUGACAACCAGCAGCUCUUCCUGGGAAAUAUACCACACCAUGCCAGCGAGGAUGAUUUGCGUGAUCUGUUCUCGCGUUUCGGCAACGUUUUGGAGUUGCGAAUUCUUUCCAAGGCUGGCAACAAGCUGCCGCCGGGCAUGCGUAGUCCGUUGAACUACGGCUUCAUUACCUACGACGAUCCUGAGGCAGUGCAAAAGUGCCUGGCCAAUUGCCCCCUGUAUUUCCCGGAGAACUCGCCCGAUGGUCAGAAGCUGAAUGUUGAGGAGAAGAAGCCGCGCAUCCGCAGCGAUAUGGCUCCUCGUCCGCCGAUGGGUGGCGAAAACAAAUACAACAACAUGAAUCGUUUGGGCAACAACAAUGGACCACAGUCGCGUCCAAUGAACAACAACAACGGCAGCAGCGGCGGCGGUAUCAUGCGCAACAACGCUGGAGGUAAUAAUCUACGCCAGGGCGGCGGCGGUGGCGGAAACGGAGCCCCGCGCUUGGGAGGCGGUGGAUUUGGACAGCGUCAGGAUAACCGCACCGGUGGCGGCAACAAUCAGUCCAACGGACCGCUGCGCGGUGCCGGCAACGGACAACAGUCCGGCGGUGGUAACUACGGACGUCGCUAAGAUGGAAAUCCACUGCACAGCACCACAUCGGCGAUAACAUUGGCAGAGGCAGCAGCAAACAAAGAAGAAAUGAAUACAAAAAACUAAAACUAAAUCAGCAAACCCAACGUUAAGAACAUCGACUUCUUCCUCAAUGCAAUCAAUCAAUUACAUUCAGAAACAUCUCAUGCGAUUAAGCACAAGACACACACAUAAACAAAAAGUAGUUGGAGCAACUAAAUGUCAACUGUCCUUUAAAUGUUCCUGAGCGUGUAAUCACAACAGCAAAAACUCGAGGCAACGACCUUCAAGAAAGAAAACAAUUAACAUAAAAAGGCUUAAGUAAAUGUCUUGGGUCUUUACUUAGUCUAAUUUCGUUAGGCCCACUCUUUUUCCAGCCAGUUCGUGCCAAAAGAUACUGUAAUUCUGUGCAAAUCUCUGUUGUGAAACAAGUAGCUUCAGCUUGCUUCCUCCAACUGCUUCUCCUCUCACCUUACACACCAUCCACGCACUGAAUCACUUUCGCCCUGCAAAUAGCACGUAUUAAGUUUAAGUCUCAAUGGAACAUUUACAUUUCACACACAUCCAUCGGAUAUCAGACAGAAACACACACACACACCACACCCAUCUUAGCGUAAAUGUAAACAUUAAUUUCAGCUCUCGUUUGGUAAUUCACUUUUAACCAAAAUGUAACUUAAGUUCACCAAAAGAAAGAAAAAGGAAUUGCAACAGUU
Drosophila serrata is the source of this 3357-nucleotide messenger RNA. It is a transcript of the gene rin, whose product is annotated as ras GTPase-activating protein-binding protein 2. Gene Ontology annotation, molecular function: mRNA binding. Gene Ontology annotation, cellular component: ribonucleoprotein complex; cytosol. The record is from RefSeq and is a predicted model, not a curated record. Lineage: Eukaryota; Metazoa; Arthropoda; Insecta; Diptera; Drosophilidae.